UGGCUGCGUUUCCGGUUCUGGUUGUGACAGUUGCAUAAACUCUCCUUCAAAAUAGAAACAGAAUAGUCAGCUGAUUAUUAAAGCCUUACAUCGGUGAAGAAACAGCAGGAUAACAUGUUUUCAGCUAUCAUCGCGAGAAAGGUUGUUUGUUCUGUGUGUAGGGCAUCUCUGCGUCCCACAGUGUGUCCAAUGGUUUAUCGAGGUUACCGUGGUGAUGCUCCAGAACCGACCAUCCUUGAGAUCCCGCUGCCGCCAUGGCAGGAGAGAGCAGGAGAAACUCUGGACAUCAAGAAGAAGAGACUGCUGUACGAGAGCCGCAAGAGAGGCAUGCUGGAGAACUGCAUCCUGCUCAGCCUUUUUGCAAAGCAGUACCUGAAUACAAUGAGUGAAUCUCAGCUGAAGCAGUACGACAGACUCAUCAAUGAACCCAGCAAUGACUGGGACAUCUACUACUGGGCAACAGAGACUCAGCCAACCCCUGAGGUUUACCAGGGCGAGGUGAUGGACAUGCUGAAAGAGUUCACCAAAAACAGGGACAUGGAGCAGCGUUUGGACGCCCCAAAUCUGGAGUAUCUAGAUAAGAGCAGUUAAAACUCACACCAAUGCCAGAGACUAUCAUAAUAAACACUGAGCAGCACACACUCAUCAGAUUUAAAGAGGACAGGCAUGAAACCUGUUCAAUUCAAUUUAAGUUUCUGUGAUGACAUAUUUUGGCAGUGACUAUAAUACUGGAUGCUUGCAGGUACUAAAUAAAAUAUGAUACACACAUAUACAGCUGAUACUUUAAUUGAUGAUAAUAAAAUUGUAUUUAAAGGGAUAAUUCACUUAAUAAUGAAAAUGUUCUCACUAUUUAUUCUCCCUCAAGAGAUUCCAAACCUUUGAGGGUUUUUUAUGCUGAACAUUGUUGGAUUACAAAUUUAUUAAACAUAUAAAUGUUUUUUUUUUUUACCUUGUAAGACGCAUUGUGAGGGAUCAGGUUUGACUGCAAUAGACAGUAUCAUUUCUCCAAAGUAAUGUAAAUUGUAAGUUCUAGGCACAUCUGGUCUGAAUGCCUGUGUGAAAUACAGUAUUAUGUCUCCAAUGUAAUGCAAAUUGUAAGUUUCAGUCUCUUUUGUCUAACAAAUGGCUGUGUGAGGGUGACACGGUGGCGCAGUAGGUAGUGCUGUCGCCUCACAGCAAGAAGGUCGCUGGUUCGGCUGGGUCAGUUGGCAUUUCUGUGUGGAGUUUGCAUGUUCUUCCCAUGUUCGCAUGUGUUUCCUCUGGGUGCUCUGGUUUCCCCCACAAGUCCAAAGACAUGUGGUGCAGGUGAAUUAGGUAAGCUAAAAUUGCCCUUAGUGUAUGUGAUUGAGAGUGUAUGGGUGUUUACCAGUAAUGCGUUGCAGCUGGAAGGGCAUCCGCUGGUAAAACAUGUGCUGGAUAAGUCAGCGGUUCAUUCCGUUGUGGCAACCCCAGAUUAAAAAGGGACUAAGACGAAAAGAAAAUGAAUGAAUGAAUGAAUGGAUGAAUGAAUGAAUGAAUGAAUGAAUGAAUGAAUGAAUGAAUGGCUGUGUGAUACUUUCAGACAAGACCCGGAAACAAGAUUUUUCAACUAAACCUGUAAUGACAGUUUCUGUUUCCACUAAUAAGCACUGCCCACUAAAUUGUGUAUUUAACUGAGUGCCUUGCUGCAGUAGUUCAGAUUUUUUGAUGAACGACACAGCGAUGGUGAGUUCUCAUUAAAGGAUUCUGCUUUGAAGAUGCUCGAAAAAAUCUAAGGUGCAUCCCAAAUCGCAUACUUAUGCACUAUUCUACGCCAGUUUGUAGUAUGAACAAUAGCUGCGUCCCAAAUGGCACACUAUGCACUAUGUACUUAAUCGCUUACACACUCAACAGCAUAGUAUAUGUAAGUAGUGUUGUCCCAAAUGGGACAACUGAGCGGAAAUUCAAACCGUUUCCCUGAUGACGUUUGACGGUUGCCAAAUAAGUGAACUAAAUGGCCAAACUACCCAAUAAUACCUGCCAUUAGUAUAACAGCAUUCACCAUCGGGAGGCGCUAUAAUCACUCUCGUUGGAGAAUUUUGCUUUCACCAUCCAAAAUAAAUAAAGUUAUCCAACAUGUGCGCCUGAUAGCUCCGCCCCUUCUGCUACGUGAGCAAAACUGCGGCUGUUGAGUGCGUGAAGUGUCCAUCAUUCCACACUUGAAUGCUUUCGGAUGAAUGCGGUUAUACUCAUGGUAGGUAUUAUUUGGUAGUUUGGUCAUUUAGUACAUGUAUGUAGUGUCGUCCCAAAUGGAACACUAAUGUUAUUUUACGAAGCGGAAAUUCAAACCGUUUCCCUGAUGACGUUUAUUGGUUGCCAAAUGCCGUUGAGUGCGUGAAGUGUCCAUCAUUCUACACUUCAUUUUACCGGUCGAAUAAGUGCAUCAUUCGGUAUUUCAAGUGCACUCAUUAUUUUUGGAGUUGUCAGUGUGAACGCACUACUUGCACUAUUUAUACUACAACAUGGCAUAAAAUAGUGCAUAAGUAUGCAAUUUGGGAUGCACCUAUAUAUUAUGCUGUGAAGUGUGUAAGUGCAGAAGUACAUAGUAUGCCAUUUGGGACGCAGCUCUGGUCUGAUCUCUUCUUCAAUUCAUAACAGUUUCACAAAGAAAACAACGUUUAAUUGGGUAUGUAGUCUCUCAAAGGACAUCACUAUUUUUCCACAACACAUCACUAGUCUCACAGAAGACACCAAUAGUCUCCCACUGGACAUGAUCAAUCUUUUACUAGACAUAACUAGUCUCCCAAAGGACAUCACCAAUUUCCCACAACACUUCACUGGUCUUAUAGAAGGCAUCAAAAGUCUCCCACUGGACAUCACCAAUGUCUGAAAGGACAUCCCUACUCUCUUACUAGACAUAACUAGUCUCUCAGAAAACAUCUGUAGUCUCUAAAAGGCCAUCGUUUGUCUCUCUCUGGACAUUACUAGUUUCUCUGAGGACAUCAUCAACAAAACCCCUUCAUUUUGUCUCUCACUUGGACAUCAAUAGUCAACCACAUGAGCAACCAUUCACUUCCAUAGUAAGAAAAACAAAUACUAUAGAAGUCACAGGUAACCACUUUUUUCACAAAUACUUUUCAAAACAUUUUUGUGUUCAACAUGAAAACCCAAACGGGUUUGGAAAAAGCGUGAUGACAGACAUUUUCAAUUUUUUGUGAACUGUCCCUUUAAAUGUAUAGUACUUUUUUAUUAUGCAUACAAUUGAUUAUUUAUUUAUAUAAAUAUCUAUCAGUAAAGGCAAGUUAAUAAAUAAAUGCAUAUAUUUAUAUAAUUUAGAUGUUUAAUAAACACUGUACAGCGAUUGUGGUGUAAAAUAUCUAUCAAUAACUCUAAUCAAUAACUGUGCUGUUUGUGUGUAAAAUUGAUAAUUGUAAAUACUGUAUUGCAUCACAUGAAUAAAUGACAUUUGUCAAUA
This is a messenger RNA of Danio aesculapii, 3433 nucleotides long. It is a transcript of the gene sdhaf2, whose product is annotated as succinate dehydrogenase complex assembly factor 2. The transcript is spliced from 4 exons. Gene Ontology annotation, biological process: tricarboxylic acid cycle; mitochondrial respiratory chain complex II assembly; protein-FAD linkage. The record is from RefSeq and is a predicted model, not a curated record. Lineage: Eukaryota; Metazoa; Chordata; Actinopteri; Cypriniformes; Danionidae. Gene Ontology annotation, cellular component: mitochondrion. Bases 115 to 591 code for a protein of 158 amino acids.